This is a messenger RNA of Zingiber officinale, 1494 nucleotides long. RefSeq lists its product as uncharacterized. NCBI's taxonomy places the organism in Eukaryota, Viridiplantae, Streptophyta, Magnoliopsida, Zingiberales, Zingiberaceae. The coding region runs from base 131 to 1150 and encodes 339 amino acids. The transcript is spliced from 4 exons. The record is from RefSeq and is a predicted model, not a curated record.
UGGAAACGAGCGGCCCGGGUUGUCCCGCUGGGUGGGCGGGCGCGAUUGCACGGGUAACAAAAGUGAGGAAAUCGGAAGGGAAGAAAGAAAACCUGCACCGAUCGUCUCCCCCUCACAUCGCAAAGAGAUUAUGGAGAAUGGAAAGCAGCCAGAUGAUUUUUUGGUGCUAAGGUGUCAGGACGGUCAUACUAGAACCAUAUGGAAGGACUCUGAGUUGAACCAAUCUGAAGUUGACCAACUAAAAGAGGUGGCAGUUACAGAAAACUCUGCGGAUAACUCCGAGGAAUUAGAACUCCUUCUGCGCAGAGUUAAAACUACUGCAACUUUGUUUACCUACUUGAAAUCUAAAGCUAGAAUCAUGACAAUUCCUCAGUUAGCUCAUACAUCUUGUGGUAUCAGACUUCAAGAGGGCAUAGGUUUUGUUGACAAACAUGGUGUGCCUUUAUCCAAUUGGUCUAAGGCUGUUGACGUGUGCUCUUAUGAAGAUAUAGACGGAGAAGCACAGCUGACAAAUUCUCCCAGAUUUCCUGGAUGUGCUGAUGUCUCUGAUCGAGCAUACAUUGAUGAGAUGCUGAGUUCAGUUGGUACUAUAACUGAUGUUAUGGAAUUUCUUGUUAAGAGAUUAAUUAUGGCAGAAACUGAUGCUGCUAAUCAGAAAGAACUAAUGAAGUUGGGAUUAGAAGAAAAUAGAAAGAAAACCCUUCAGAUUGAGAUUAUGUCAGCUAGGGUUGAAGAGAUGGAGAAUUUUGCAUACAGUGCAAAUAGUAUUCUAAGUGAAAUGCAACAGAAGGUUGAGGAUAUGGUUGAAGAAACAGCAAGACAGAGACAACAAGCAGAAGAGAAUAAGCAGGAGCUUCAGCAGGUGAAGCAGAAUUUUGACAGAUUGAGAUCAUUUGCCAGAAGUCUUAUAAGUGUUAGAGUAGCUCUCCUUUCAACAGAGCAGCAAUUUCACUCCGUCGAGGAACUUUUUGACAGGCUAAGUGCAGAAAAUUGUCACUUGGAGAAUGAGAAAGUCCAAAAGGAGGCUGAAGUGCAAAAGCUCAUUGAAGAGAAUGCAAGAUUAAUCACUCUCGUAGACAAGAAGGAGGCUCAAUUGCUGGCCAUGAACGAACAGUGCAAGUUCAUGGCUCUGAGGAGUCCUCACACUUAGUUUAUCGUAUAGUCACAGCAUGAAACCUAGGCCACCUUCACGGCAAUGGAUCACUGAAAGAAGAGCUUUACAGGCAUAAUAAAAGAUGAGGCAUUCGAUCCAAGCACAGCGCUCCAUUCUUUUCUGUCGUCAUUGUCAGCCCAAGUUUUUCGAUCGAUCCAAAUGAAGAAGGAUCACUUCCCGGAAUUAGAUGAAUUGCUGAAUGCAUUAAUCCUGUUACCACACUCCAAAUUCAAUCUCUUUCAAGUGUGGAAAAUAUGAAUGCUCAAUGAUUCAUUGCUUGUCACCUUUGAACUAGUAGCAAUGUGCGUGUUGAAGCGAUAUCGCUAUUCGCUUGAUCUUUA